AUGGCCACUGAAGGUAACUACAGGGCCGAGGCUAAAGAGGCCGAGGCUAAAGAGGCCGAGGCUAAAGAGGCCGAGGCUAAAGAGGCCGAGGCUAACGAGGCCGAGGCUAACGAGGCCGAGGCUAACGAGGCCGAGGCUAACGAGGCCGAGGCUAACGAGGCCGAGGCUAACGAGGCCGAGGCUAACGAGGCCGAGGCUAAAGAGGCCGAGGCUAAAGAGGCCGAGGCUAAAGAGGCCGAGGCUAAAGAGGCCGAGGCUAAAGAGGCCGAGGCUAAAGAGGCCGAGGCUAAAGAGGCCGAGGCUAAAGAGGCCGAGGCUAAAGAGGCCGAGGCUAAAGAGGCCGAGGCUAAAGAGGCCGAGGCUAAAGAGGCCGAGGCUAAAGAGGCCGAGGCUAAAGAGGCCGAGGCUAACGAGGCCGAGGCUAAAGAGGCCGAGGCUAAAGAGGCCGAGGCUAAAGAGGCCGAGGCUAAAGAGGCCGAGGCUAAAGAGGCCGAGGCUAAAGAGGCCGAGGCUAAAGAGGCCGAGGCUAAAGAGGCCGAGGCUAAAGAGGCCGAGGCUAAAGAGACCGAGGCUAAAGAGACCGAGGCUAAAGAGACCGAGGCUAACGAGACCGAGGCUAAAGAGGCCGAGGCUAAAGAGGCCGAGGCUAAAGAGGCCGAGGCUAAAGAGACCGAGGCUAAAGAGACCGAGGCUAAAGAGACCGAGGCUAAAGAGACCGAGGCUAAAGAGGCCGAGGCUAAAGAGACCGAGGCUAAAGAGGCCGAUGCUAAAGAGACCGAGGCUAACGAGACCGAGGCUAAAGAGACCGAGGCUAAAGAGGCCGAGGCUAAAGAGACCGAGGCUAAAGAGACCGAGGCUAACGAGGCCGAGGCUAAAGAGGCCGAGGCUAACGAGGCCGAGGCUAAAGAGACCGAGGCUAAAGAGACCGAGGCUAAAGAGACCGAGGCUAACGAGACCGAGGCUAAAGAGACCGAGGCUAACGAGACCGAGGCUAAAGAGACCGAGGCUAACGAGGCCGAGGCUAACGAGGCCGAGGCUAAAGAGGCCGAGGCUAUAGAGACCGAGGCUAAAGAGACCGAGGCUAAAGAGGCCGAGGCUAAAGAGACCGAGGCUAAAGAGACCGAGGCUACAGAGACCGAGGCUAAAGGGACCGAGGCUAAAGAGACCGAGGCUAAAGAGACCGAGGCUAACGAGGCCGAGGCUAACGAGACCGAGGCUAACGAGACCGAGGCUAACGAGACCGAGGCUAACGAGGCCGAGGCUAACGAGGCCGAGGCUAACGAGGCCGAGGCUAACGAGGCCGAGGCUAACGAGACCGAGGCUAACGAGGCUAAGGCUAACGAGGCCGAGGCUAACGAGGCCGAGGCUAACGAGGCUAAGGAUGCAUUAUAUAUGAAGUACCAAACUUUGAAACCAUAA
Knipowitschia caucasica is the source of this 1419-nucleotide messenger RNA. The record is from the annotation of a GenBank genome assembly. NCBI's taxonomy places the organism in Eukaryota, Metazoa, Chordata, Actinopteri, Gobiiformes, Gobiidae.